Messenger RNA from Choloepus didactylus (southern two-toed sloth), 1587 nucleotides. RefSeq lists its product as uncharacterized. NCBI's taxonomy places the organism in Eukaryota, Metazoa, Chordata, Mammalia, Pilosa, Megalonychidae. The record is from RefSeq and is a predicted model, not a curated record. Bases 53 to 826 code for a protein of 257 amino acids. The transcript has 2 exons.
AGGCGAACCGGCCCGUGUUCUCAGGUGCAGAGAGCGAGUCCGGGAGAGGGAAAUGGCUGACGCCGCUGCUAGCGGCACUGAGGCGAAACCCCUCACCAGUCGAAGCCUGAAGGCUUCCAGCCAGGAUUGGCUGCGCCCUCCGUGCCUCCCCCGAGCGCCGCUCCGCUGCCGCUGCCCCCUCGGCCGGACGGUGGGCCCUGGUGGUCCCUCCUCCCCGCGCCCCCUGGCCGUGCCCGGGGCGCCCCCGUCCGUGCUCGGGCUCCCCACUCUGUGCCCGGUCCCCCGGCCUGUGCUCGGGGCGCUCCCCCGCGCGCGCCCGUGCCUGGGCAUCCCCUUCUGUGCCCGAUGCGCCCCCGUCCGUGCGCCGUGCGCCCCCGCGGGCCUUUCAGAGGUGAGGGCGCGGCCCUGCCGACCCGCGGCUCCCACCACAGCGCUGGGCGCACAACACCCCGCGUGGGUCAAAAGAACGAGCAGGUCACUUCUACUACAUCCUGAACCCACCAAGACGCUAAGGGGCUGGAAGCGGAGCUGCUCUUGUGUGAUACCCUUUAGCUGCUGUCCCGCCAGUGUCGGAGCGCACUUGGCCUCUGGUCUCAGCACAGCCAGGCCCUCCAGCCACGAUCUGAGGGCUCCAGUCUCCUCCAAGACCUGCGGGCUGGAGCCUGUGGUCCCCCACAUGGAGAGCUGCCAGCCAGGGAACCAAACCAUCUCUUCUUUUGCUCGGCUCCCUCUACCACGUGGACCCCUACUGUGUGCCAGGUGCUGUGUCACACGCAGAGGACAAACAGCCGGAUCCGGAAUGUGGGAUCUUCUACAGGACAAAUGAUUCCGUUUCAUAGUAAAUGAAGGUUUGGGGGACUGCUAGAGAAUUAAAGCACUUAAAAGACACAACUGAAUUGAAUACGUGGUCCUUUCUUGGAUUGUGAUAGAAAAAACCAACUGUAAGAAGAUGUUUAUGUUGGAAACCAUCCAAACGUCCAUCAGUGGAUGAAUGGAUAAACAAAAUCCAUCUGUACAAGAGAAUGUUAUUCAGCCCUAAAAAGGAAUGAUGUUCUGAUACAUGCUAUUGCAGAGAUGGAACUUGAUCAUUAAACUAACUGAAAUGAGCCAGACACAAAAGAGCAAAUAUUGUAUGAUUCCGCCAACAUGAGAUAUUCAUAGAGACAGAAUUCAUAGAGACAGAAAGUAGAAUAGAGGUUAUUGGAGGCUAGAGGGAGGGGAGAACAGGGAGUUAUUGCUUGAUGGGUACAGAGUUUCCAUUUGGGCUAAUGAAAAAUUUUGAAAAUAGGUAGUGAUUAUGGUUGUACAAUCAAAAAAAUGGUUAAAAUGGGAAAUUUUAUGUUAUAAAUAUUUUACCCCAAUUUUUAAACAGUAGUGAGAUGGUUGGGGAAAUAUAUAAUUAUAAACUGGGUAUUAGAUGAUAAUAAGGAAUCAUUGAUACUUUUGUUAGGAGUGAUAUAUGGUCUAGUCAUUAUGUGAAAACAUCCUAGUUGUUUAGAGAUGCAAAGUACAGUGAAUUGCCACAGUUCCUGGAAUUUGCUUUAUAAAUAUCCAGUAAAAAAAAAAAAAGUGGAAGGAAGAGAAACA